Messenger RNA from Symbiodinium sp. CCMP2592, 1047 nucleotides. Lineage: Eukaryota; Dinophyceae; Suessiales; Symbiodiniaceae. The record is from the annotation of a GenBank genome assembly.
AUGGACCUGCAGAACGGCACACAGCCCCUGGACGUGGAGGCUCUUAGUAGGGCCAUCCACUACGGCACCAUCUUCCUUCAGAGCCGUGUUGAGAUUUCCUUUGCUGUGAUUGUGAUACUUUCCUGGCUUUUCUGGGUCACUAUGAGUAUCUGCAAGGGAAACCGGCGAGGAGGGCUGGAGCUCACAAGGCUCCUGCAAAUGGUUGGCAAUCUUGAGGCAAAGCUGGAUCAGAUCCCGAGUGCUUCUCUUCCCGGAUCUUCACAGGGAGACAACGCAUCCCUGGAAGUAGCUCUGCAGUGUGUAGAUGCCAAGAUCAUGGAAGUCCAGAAGGAAUGCUCGCAACUACGGCAAUACUUCCAAGGAAUCCAAGAAGAUGAAACUCUUGGAAAGAUUCUGGAGAGCUCACGCUCUGCAUCCUCUUCGAGCAAUGAGGCAAAGAGCAUGUUCGAGGAGUGGCAGAAACAGGUCCCUCCCAAAAUCAAGGAGAUCCACGGCUUCACGAGUGGGCUGGGACAACUGAGCCGAGCAGUGCAGGUGAUGGGAGUGGACACCCAGAAGCAGUUCGCCCUUCAUGAGACGCUGCUGGAUGGGUUGCUCAAACAAGGACGCGAGUCCUUGCAUCACAUCCAAGGCGAGGAGAGGGCCCAGAGCGACAAGCUCGGCAAGCUCGACAUCACCGCGGACGAGCUCAAAGCGAUCACGGAAGUCUGCCAACAGAUACAGGAGGCCCACACCAUGAUGCAUGAGCAGAUUGGCCUCAUCCUGGAGAGGACUCCGAAGCUCCCUAAGAGAACGCCGCCUCCGCCGCAAGCGGAAACACCACCAGUACAACCAGUACCAACGCCUACACAGGCCCCGGCACCCUCGGCGCCUCCGGUGACACAGGUGAUAGACCCGCCAGGGCAGCCGAUUCGCCUGUCAGAUCACCUGCAGCCGCUGGUUCGAUCGGGUCAUGGCCAAGGCCCUAUCUACAUGGUACAAGGCGAUCCGCUCUCGGGAUACUCAACACAGGAGCUUCUGAGAGCAUUGCUUGCCCGACCAAACUAG